AUGGACUGUGCUGCAGGGGUCGAGCGGAAGUUACAGUCCACGGGUUGUGGCUACUCCUCACGAGCCAGCCAGCUCUAUGACCUGGACACCACCUCGGCCGCGUCCAGUGGAGACCUGCUCCUGGACUUCAAGCCGGUGACCAGUGAGGCUGAUCUUCAGAGCAGUCGCAGCCCCUCCCAGGCUCGCCAGCUAGGGCUUUCGCCGGCGCUGGGCCGGGAGGGAUCCACCUGGAGCACCGAGGCCUCCCGGGCGCUUUACAACGUCGAUGGAUGGGGUUGUGGCUAUGUCGACAUUGCCGAGGAGGGGAACCUGGCCAUCCGCCCUUUGGGAGAGGAUGGCCCGGCGGUGGACUUGCCGCAGCUUGUGGAACACCUGAAGGAGCGCGGCCUGCUGCCUCCCCUCCUCCUCCGCUUCCCGUCCAUUGCAUGCCACCGCCUGGAGAAACUGAGGGACGCUUUCAGAGCUGCCAUCGAACGCUUCGAGUAUCAGGGAUGCUUCAGGUCCGUGUUUCCUGUAAAAUCCAACCCGGACCGCCUGCUCCUUCAAGGCAUGCUCGACUACAGUUGGUCCCAUGAACACGGGCAUGGGCUGGGCCUGGAGGUGGGCUCCAAGGCCGAGCUGACCAUGGCCCUGAGCAUGAUCCCCCUCCCGGCAAGCCCCGCCUUCAACCUCAUCUGCAACGGGUGCAAGGACGCCGAGUAUAUGGAGCUGGCCAUGCACGCCGGCGAGCUGGGAGUGAACGCCGUGGUGGUGAUGGAGCAGUACAGCGAGGUACGCCUGGCGCUGCGCGUCGCCGCCAAGCUGGGGGUCAGGCCCCGGCUGGGGGUUCGGGCCAAGCUGGCCACGCGGCACUCGGGCCACUGGGGUAGCACCUCAGGGGACGGCGCCAAGUUUGGCCUGCGCGCCCGCGAGAUCGUGGCCGCUGUCGGGGAGCUGGCCGCAGCGGGCAUGCUGGACUGCCUGGUGCUCCUCCACUUCCACGUGGGCUCCCAGAUCACCAACAUCCGCAUGGUUAAAGAGGUCAUGCGGGAGGCGUCUUUCCUCUACGCUGAACUGGUCAAGGCACGUGCGGGAAAUGAGAUGGGCGCGGGGCUGCGCUUCCUGGACGUCGGUGGUGGGCUGGCCGUGGACUACGACGGCUCCUUCACCGACUCCGCGGCCUCCAUGGCCUACAGCCUGCAGAGCUACGCCAACGACAUCGAGGUGUGCGUGCACCGCGGCAUCCCGCCCCCCACCCUGAUCUCCGAGUCGGGCCGGGCUGUGGCCUCCCACGCCACGGUGGUGGUGUUCGACGUGGUCAACCACCCUGUCCGCUGCGAGGAGCUGCGGGAGGAGGAGGAGGAGGUGGUUGACAGCGUGGAGUUCAGCCUAGACAGGCCGCUGACCAAGCAGCUGAAGGCCGCCGCCAGCCGGGGCAAGGGGCGGUACCUACUGACCACCUUCAAGGAGGUGUUUGACAACAUUACCGCGGACGCCUUCUCUCUGCGCGAGUCCUACUCCGACGCCUGCUACUUCAAGGAGGACGCGCUGCGCGCCUUCAAGCUGGGCGUGCUGAGCCUGGUGGAGCGCGCGCGCGUGGACGUCAUGUUUGACGCCACCUGCGACCGCAUCCGCACUCUGGCGGGGGAGCACUCGCUGCCGCUGCCGGACGCGCUGCAACCCACCGCGGUGCCCGGGGUGCGCCUCUACCACGUGAACCUCUCCGUCUUCCAGUCGGCGGUGGACGCGUGGGGCAUCGGCCAGCUGUUCCCCGUCAUGCCCCUGGCCCGGCUGGGUGAGGAGCCGCGGGGCGAACCCUACCGCCUGGCCAUGUUCCUCACCGGGGUCUACCAGGAGGUCAUGGGCUCCGUGCACAACAUGUACGGCCGGCUGAACACCGCCGUGGUCUGGGCGGAGCCAGGGAGGGCGGGGGUGCAGCUCGUGCACGUGCGUCGAGGGGAGAGUGUCGGGGAGGUGCUGGUGCACCCGGGCUACGACCCGGCCACCAUGAUCCAGAGAGUGCACGAGGCCACCAUGCUCAGGGUCAACGCGGGGAACCUGCCCAUGCGACGAGCGGAGGUCAUCAUGCAGUGCUACCGAGAGCGCAUGGCGGGGUACACGUGA
Messenger RNA from Auxenochlorella protothecoides, 2103 nucleotides. Its product is annotated as Biosynthetic arginine decarboxylase. Gene Ontology annotation, molecular function: arginine decarboxylase activity. Gene Ontology annotation, biological process: spermidine biosynthetic process; L-arginine catabolic process. The record is from RefSeq and is a predicted model, not a curated record. Lineage: Eukaryota; Viridiplantae; Chlorophyta; Trebouxiophyceae; Chlorellales; Chlorellaceae. The transcript has 13 exons. Bases 1 to 2103 code for a protein of 700 amino acids.